UAUUGAAGAUCAGCUUUUGUAAACAUGAUAAUAUACACAUCGUCACACUUUUAAAUGUAAACCGUAAAGCAUACAAAAUUAAUAUCAAUAUUCCGUAUCAUAAAUCACUACAAUUGGAACAUACACUCAGUUUAUCGUUUUCCUCUGUGCCGUUUAGUCGUGGUAAUUGUUGUUAGAAUUAGUUAAAAUGAGGAGCAUUUAUCUUCUCAGUUUUAUCUUAUUAAUAUGCCUAUCUACGUGUUAUGGUCGAGAUCUCCUCCUAGGCACCACGUAUAAUGCACAUCUAGUAUGGCAGCAAAAGGCAGAAUAUAUGGGUUUCCCUUUUAAGAAAAGAGUGAAAGAAGUAUUCUACUCUGACCCAGGCAUGCAAGUUAUAAAGGGGGUCGUGGCAAGAGACUUGGACCACACAGAGGGCACGGCCACUGUGACAGCGGGGGGCGUUGGCUCCUCUUUCGUCAAUUUCAGACUAAAGAGCGAGCGCGGCAGCGGUUUGAAUUAUCAAAUUGAAAUAUACGUGUGAUAGAUAAUAUAAUAAAAAGUUUAAACAAUGAUUUGUAUAACA
Messenger RNA from Papilio polytes (common Mormon), 562 nucleotides. RefSeq lists its product as uncharacterized. NCBI's taxonomy places the organism in Eukaryota, Metazoa, Arthropoda, Insecta, Lepidoptera, Papilionidae. The transcript has 2 exons. The coding region runs from base 188 to 520 and encodes 110 amino acids. The record is from RefSeq and is a predicted model, not a curated record.